AACAAGACAUAAACAUGGCACAGUUUACAUUGCUCUGAGAGGAAGUGGAAAGAGUUUGUGGAGCGUGAUCUAAUGAUCAAUUAUAAACACAGAAGAGGAGAAGUGAGCUUUCUGCUGUGUUGUGAUUUCACAUCAAUCUCGUGACCGGUCCAGAUAACAGAUACCAUUAUGAUAUUAUAUUAAUCUGCUUUGAAAGAAUAACCAGUCACUCACCUUUAGUGGGAGGCACCAGAUUACCAUUGUCUGGAAACUCACCUGCGUCUGGGCCAUUCUUUUAGUUUUGUUUUUCCUGAAAUGUCACAUCUCACUAAACAUGCUGUGAUGAAUGAAGACGUCCAGACAUCUCCCGCAGGAUUCUUAACAUGUUCAAACACUUGAAUCUGCUGCUUCUGCUCAGCCUUUUCAAUCACAGCGGAUCCAUCACUCGAUCUGUGAAAGGAAUAAAAGGAGGCGACGCCACCCUGUCAUGUGAAUUUAAAGACACUCAUUAUCUUGAUUUGAGCAGGUUAACAAGCAUCCUUUCUUGUCAGAAUGAAGAAUGUGAGAGUGAAAGUGAAAGUCAGAAUGGACGAGUGUUUAAAACAGGAUCAUGUGCCGUGAUUAUCAAGAAUCUGAGACUGAGUGAUGCUGGGAAAUACAUUUUAACAGUCUAUUACACUAAUACUCAGGCAGAAGUGAAGCGUCAAAUCAGGACAUACCGACUUCAUUUUCACGAUGAGGUUUCAGUGAAGAAAGGAGAGGAGCUGAAGUUAGAUGUUCUGUUGCCCAAUGCUAAUAAAGUAGUGCACUGGACCAGAAGAAGCACAGGACCGAAGGAGGACUGGAGCAGAAGCCAUGGGCUCAGAAGUGAUCGAAUGAGCAUCAGAGAUAGAAACCUGAUCAUUAGUAACUUUACAGCCAGAGACACAGGAACAUAUGAGGUUCUGGACACUGAAGGAGAAAUCCUGAUCAUGGUGACAGUCACAGAAUCAGAGGACAAGAGGAACCUCAUGAAUGAUGACAAACAGCAGCGUACUCCCUCUCUUCUACCUGAAGCGUACUGGAUCGUCCCAGUUGAACUCUUAGUGUUUUUGGUGAUUCUGGUUGCUUUGAAAGGAAAAAGGAUGCACAGAUGUCCAGGAGCACAACUGCACGUUUGCUGAAGGGCAUGCCUAUAUACUUGACUAGACGAAUGCAGCUAAUGUUAAUUAAUUUUGGACAAGAUUGAAGUCACCUCUGUGAUUUCUGUGCUCAAAACGGAAUUGAAAUGUUGAAGCUGCUGCUAACUCACUUUUUAUCGACAGAAAUCCUCCUCAGUUUAUCAAGAAUAGACUAAUGGACACAUACAAUACUGCAGGUUAGGUUUCUUCACAUUCAUCUAAAGCAGUGAUGAUGACAGUAAUUCUAGCUCCUUGAUUUUUAAGAGUGUAAAGGGAAUAAAUAUGGGACCGAACAUAUAUUUCAUUGCUUUCUCUCAGAGUUAUAUCAUUGGCUAAUCAUGUCCCUUUAGUGGCUCAGUUAUAUAUUUAAUGGUGCGUAUUUAUUAAUCACCUCUUAUCAUAUUUUAAUUAUUCUC
This is a messenger RNA of Carassius auratus (goldfish), 1555 nucleotides long. RefSeq lists its product as uncharacterized. NCBI's taxonomy places the organism in Eukaryota, Metazoa, Chordata, Actinopteri, Cypriniformes, Cyprinidae. The transcript has 6 exons. The record is from RefSeq and is a predicted model, not a curated record. The coding region runs from base 363 to 1142 and encodes 259 amino acids.